Messenger RNA from Gymnodraco acuticeps, 1332 nucleotides. RefSeq names its product macrophage mannose receptor 1-like. NCBI's taxonomy places the organism in Eukaryota, Metazoa, Chordata, Actinopteri, Perciformes, Bathydraconidae. Bases 210 to 941 code for a protein of 243 amino acids. The record is from RefSeq and is a predicted model, not a curated record. The transcript is spliced from 2 exons.
GCCUCUGUUGAUAAGCCGCUGUGGGGAGCCGAACCGGGAUCGGAGACUUCCAGAGAAGGUGCUGGGUCCACCACGGAGAUACUUUGCUUUGGUAAACAAAUCAAAGCACAUGCAAAGUUGUGUCCUCAAACCAACUUGACACUUAAGGGAUACCAUUGUAGAGAAGACACAGUGGAGAAGACACUUGCAUUUCGAUCUACAGAGAAGAAAUGGAGAGAACCAUCCUCUUACUUGUUCUUUCUACAGCUGUUGAGGGGGAUACAGGAAAACACAUUUUUGUCCCCGAGAAGAUGAUAUGGAGCGAUGCUCAGAUUUACUGUAGAAACCAGUACACUGAUCUUUCCUAUGUUAGAAGCCAGAGUGGUGUCGACAGGCUUCGAAAGGCUGCAGGUGAAAGCAAUCCCCAAGGAUGGAUUGGUCUACAUCGAGAUCUUAACAACCUUACUGGCUGGAAGUGGUCCGGAGGAGGACACAUGACAUACCAAAACUGGUGCCAGGGGCAACCAGAUAAUUGUCAUAACAUCGAGACCUCUGUAAAUGUAAUUAAUGAAAACGGAGAAUGGAAUGAUGAUGCAGAAACAAAACAGAAAGAUUUUUACUGCAUCAAUAUUACCGUAGUGGAGGUGAAGAAGACGUGGGAAAAAGCUCUGGAGCACUGCAGAGAAAAUCAGUCUGACCUUACCAGCCUGCUCGAUGAGACCGAGCACCUUCUGGCUUGGAAAGAGGCCCUGAAAGUUCAAAGUGAGCGGGUGUGGAUCGGCCUGCGCUACCUGGGGGACCGCUGGCUGUGGGUGAAUGGAGACCCUCUGCAGUACGAGGCCUGGCCCCAAGGAGACCAGGACCACCAGUGUCCAAUAUAUAAACGCUGUGGAGCUUUAACCAAAGAGGGACUGUGGGAGAACUGGGACUGCAAGGAAAAACUCAACUUCAUCUGCAUCUGAUAGAUUAACAUUAUUAUAUCUAGUAUAUUCUGACUUGUACCUGCAAUGUGCAACAACAAAUCACUUACUGCAUUGUGCCGUCUUGUGCAUAUUCAUAUCAAAUAUUAUCGUUACUACACCGGAGUGCUUUUUCAGUAAAAUGUUAUGUAAAUGUAAACCUAAAAUAAUAGAUUUAAGAUGUAAGAGGAAAUCAAGAAAGUGCCAGGUAAAAACUGUUUUAGAGUUUACCAGCAAUGAUAUGAGUGGCUCAGGGAUAGUGUGGCCAGAUCUGAGUGGUGUAACUGAGAGAGGAAAAGCCCAGUCAUCUGGUUGAGUAAAAACUAUAAAGAGACAGAUAGUGUAAAUGAACGAGAGCAGAAAGUGUAUUCCUGACUGUGUGUGUGUGUGUCCU